AUGAGCGGCCGAGUCGGGGACUUGAGCCCCCAGCAGCAGGAGGCGCUGGCCAGGUUCUGGGACAACCUCCAGGACCUGCUGCCUGCCCUGCCCAAUGCUGAUGAGUACUUCCUCCUGCGCUGCCUCUGAGCCCAGAAAUUUGACCUGCAGAAAUCUGAGGACAUGCUCCAGAAGCAACAGGACCUGGACAACAUCCUCUCGUGGCAACCCUCAGAGGUGAUCCGGCUGUACGACUCCGGUGGUCUGAGCGGCUAUGACUAUGAAGACUGCCCUGUGUGGUUCGACAUCAUUGGGACCCUUGAACCCAAGGGUCUUCUCCUGUCACCCUCCAAGCAGGAGCUGAUCCGGAAGCGCAUCAGGGUCUGUGAGCUGCUUUUGCGGGAGUGUGAGCUGCAGAGUCAGAAGCUGGGCCGGAUUACUGAGACGGUGUUGAUGGUGUUUGACAUGGAGGGGCUCAGCCUGAAACACCCGUGGAAGCCAGCUGUCGAAGUCUACCAGCCGUUUUUUGCCAUCCUGGAAGCAAAUUAUCCUGAGAUGCUGAAGAAUUUGUCAUUCGAGGUGGCCCCCAAGCUGUUCCCCGUGGCCUUUAACUUGGUCAAGUUGUUCAUGAGUGAGGAAACGCAAAGGAAGGUAGUGAUUCUUGGAGGCAACUGGAAGCAGGAGCUGCCCAAGUUCAUCAGCCCUGACCAGCUGCACGUGGAGUUUAGGGGGACCAUGACUGACCCCGAUGGCAACCCCAAGUGCCUGACCAAGAUCAAAUACGGGGGCAAUGUGCCCAAGAGCUACUACCUGCGCAACCAGGUGAGGAUGAAUUAUGAGCACACGGUGACUGUGGCCCGAGGCUCCUUCAUGCAGGUGGAAAACGAAAUCCUGUUCCUGGGCUGUGUGCUCCGGUGGCAGUUCGCAUCAGAAGGGGCAGACAUCGGCUUCGGGGUUUUCCUGAAGACCACCAAGAUGAGCGAGAGGCAGCGAGCAGGGGAGAUGGUGGAGGUGCUGCCCAUCCAGCGCUACAAAGCCCAUGUGGUCCCUGAGGACGGGAGCCUCACCUGCCUCAAGGCCGGCGUCUAUGUCCUGCGCUUCGACAACACCUAUAGCCUGAUGCACACCAAGAAGGUCAGCUACACUGUGGAGGUGCUGCUCCCAGACAAGGCCUCCGAGGAGAAGAUUCAAGGUUUCGAGGCAAGGAGACCAUCCCCAGUGCAGUGA
This is a messenger RNA of Callorhinus ursinus (northern fur seal), 1206 nucleotides long. Its product is annotated as SEC14-like protein 4. Lineage: Eukaryota; Metazoa; Chordata; Mammalia; Carnivora; Otariidae. Gene Ontology annotation, cellular component: cytoplasm. The record is from RefSeq and is a predicted model, not a curated record.